Messenger RNA from Ornithodoros turicata, 928 nucleotides. RefSeq lists its product as uncharacterized. NCBI's taxonomy places the organism in Eukaryota, Metazoa, Arthropoda, Arachnida, Ixodida, Argasidae. The transcript has 2 exons. The coding region runs from base 29 to 838 and encodes 269 amino acids. The record is from RefSeq and is a predicted model, not a curated record.
CCUGGCCGGCGCUACGAGCCCAUGGAACAUGUUCAAUUUCCUGCCCGCCCUGCCUGCUCUACCCUCCAUCAGCUCUCUGUUCUCGGCGCUGCCUUUCCCGUUAGCGUUUCCUCUGGCCGUGGUUGCUCCUCUUCCUUGGGCCCUGCCACUUCUCAUCGGGCUCAAGAGUGCGGGACUUCUUGGUUUGGGCGUCGCAACAGGAGGCAUCACUGGUUUCGGCUUGGCUAGUAUCGGAGCUCUGGGAGUCAAGGCAUCGCUGGCCAACGCCGCCCUGCUCAAGCUCGCCGGCGUUGGAGUCGCAGUUAAGGCGAAGGAGGCAGUCUCCUCAAAAAUUGCUCAGGUGAAAUCUAAACUGGCCGCACCACCUGCCAUCGUACCAGUGACAGCAACGAAGCACGUUGAACCGGCUGUCCUGCCCCCAACAGGAUGGGAGCACGCACUCCGUUACGGUCAUCCAGAGCUCGGCUAUGGCUUCACGCGGACGAUGGUCCAGCUACGCCGUAGGCGACACAUUGGCGCCGAAGCGCCACUCCGCGAGAUCUUCGCCUACGUGAACAGCUACGACAAGGACAGAUGCGUGCAGCGAGUGCUGUGUGAGGUGGCUGCCGAACCUCAUCUGAUUGGAGAUCGAGGCAAGACCGUUGCAGACUUCAUGCUUUCUCUGGAGCAGGAAGCAGAUGCGCCAUGGAUGCCGUACAGGGAAGCGACUCUUCUGGGCAGGACCCUUGAUACCCGUGACGUUUGCUACGAGACGUACAAGACUUGCGACAAGUCAACAGAGUCCCUGGUAGAGAUUGCGAAGAUGCGGCUCGCUUCCAUCGCAAAGACGACGGCUUAAAUUGCAACUAUCUGUACAUUAUAGUAUCGAAAUGACUUCGUAGCGUUGUAUUAUAGGUUUUCAAAGGUUAGAAUAAACGUGCAUUGUCUC